Molecule: messenger RNA, 453 nt
Organism: Cannabis sativa
Lineage: Eukaryota; Viridiplantae; Streptophyta; Magnoliopsida; Rosales; Cannabaceae
Exons: 2
Coding region: 1-453 (150 amino acids)
Biological process (GO): GMP biosynthetic process
Cellular component (GO): cytosol
Molecular function (GO): GMP synthase activity
Source: RefSeq, a predicted model, not a curated record
AUGGCCAUCGACCCCAAAAGUGUGGAAUCAGACAGGGUUGUGAUACUCGACUACGGUUCCCAGUAUACCCAUCUCAUCACUCGCCGUAUCCGAUUUCUCGAUGUUUUCUCCCUUUGCCUUUCCGGAACCAGCUCUCUCAAGACCAUUGCUGACUACAAGCCUCGAGUCGUCAUCCUAUCCGGCGGUCCUCAUUCCGUACACACUCCUGGCUCCCCGAGCUUCCCUGACGGCUUCAUUGAAUGGGCCGAGUCCAAUGGCGUGUUCGUGCUCGGAAUCUGCUAUGGUCUCCAGUUAAUAUUUCAAAAACUGGGUGGGAUAGUCAGGGUUGGGGAGAAACAAGAGUAUGGGAGGAUGGAAAUUGAGGUGACCAAGGCUUCGGGGCUUUCCUGUAGAACGAAGAAAGAGCUAUUUCAGGUGAUCAAGAAGAGGGUGUGGCAUAAAGUGAAAGGGUGA